AUGUCCGAGGUCGACACCACCGCUUGCCACAAACGCCUCUUAUCGCCGCCACCAGACCACAAUACACUUGGUAUGAGUGAACUGCCACCCGAAGACUGGAGAGAUGCUGGGCUCAAGAACUCCCUAGUCUGCUCUGACACCACACAAUUGCCGCCGCCUACUCCACCCGGACCUGGAAUUCUGACUGUCACGCGUUCUUGGGCUCGUGACCUGAUCGUAGACAACCCGUCUGAGCCGAUAUGUCUCGAUAAACCCCAUGCCGGCAGGCGACGGUUGAUUCAUUCGAUCAUGGAAUGUGGGAAGGCCCAGGUCUCGUCCGAGGCCACGUGUUAUUCGCGAAUGAAGAGGAAAACCAAGAUUCUGACUGGAAUACCUCCGUUCUACCAAGAGAAUGUUGAGGAGCAACAACGCCGGAUCAUGGAACAUACUCUUCAGCUUCCAAAGGGGCUUCCGGCAACGGCCAAGGAUAUUUUGAUAAAGCUUCUCAACAAAGACCCCGCAAAGCGCUUGGGUGCAACCGGAGCCUCUGAGAUUAAAGGACACGGUUUCUUCCACGAGAUAGAUUGGAAUGAUAUCACCCAGCGCAGACGCGAGAACCUACCUAUGGCCAAGCAGGAUGGGGUGGUCUUCAGAGUUGAACCGGACGAAGUCAAGUACUCCAAAUCGUACCACGAGACCGGCACAGAUGAAGAUGAAAGAAAUGCCCCAGAUGGGAAACCUGAAGAGGUACAGGACGAUAGAUGGGAGUUAGUCUGGGAGCCGACAUCUCAACGAUCUCAUUUCCAUAAUCGCCUGACUAGCGAAAAACGAUCGAUCGAUACAUAUCCUCUGAUCGCAUACACAUUGCUCAUGGACAACAAAGACACUGCAGUCGGGGAUUAUCGCAAUCUGGGGGCCCAAAACCACCGUGCCAGCCUGAACCAGAAGAAAUGCGCACUCAAAGCUGCAUUGGAAGGUGAUUGUAGCAAUCUUCUAGUAUCGCAAGUCCUGGAAUACGGUUUGAACUUGGACGUCGCAUUUCUGCAACACGUCGAAGAGUAUACUGGAGCGUCUUAUGGUCUUCCCAUUGCGCUUGUCAAGUGGCUGAUACCAUUGGAAUGGGUUUUGGACAGCGGCAAUACCCAGCUUGUCGAGCUAUUCCUGGGAAAAGGUGCCGAUGCAAACUUUUCUACCUUUCCGAGGGAUGGACCUGCACUUGUCAAGGCAGUCAAGAAAAUGGACCAGAAGCUUAUAAGAAUGUUGCUGCCAACGACCAAUCGAGUCAACUCGACCAGAGCUCUUUGCCACGCAGUGGAACUACAGGACAUCGGGAUUGCAACAACACUAAUACGAACAGCGUUCUUCCCGACGUUGAAGAUUUAG
This is a messenger RNA of Neoarthrinium moseri, 1362 nucleotides long. RefSeq lists its product as uncharacterized. The transcript is spliced from 3 exons. Lineage: Eukaryota; Fungi; Ascomycota; Sordariomycetes; Amphisphaeriales; Apiosporaceae. The record is from RefSeq and is a predicted model, not a curated record. The coding region runs from base 1 to 1362 and encodes 453 amino acids.